AUGCUGCGGACACUCGCACGCACUCACACACAACGCUCACUCGCACGCUGCUCGUCGUCGUCCGCACCGCGCACCGCACCCGUCCUCGCUCACCAACCCCCGCAUGCUGCCGACCCGCUUCCCUCGCCCUCUCACGCGCCCGACCAAGCACAACUGAAGCCACAGCCAUUCAUCCUGCGACCACUGUCCCGAAGGUACCAGCUCGAGACGGUGUCGACCACCGCUCACGCUCCUUCGACAUGCACAACCCUGCACUUCGUCUCGCCCCACGCGCCCUCUCAGCCUCGCACAGUCUCCCUCCCGAACCUCUUCCUCCGAGACGCCAGCAUCCACCCGGACCACGUCCACCCCUCGUCGCAGCAAAAGCUCUUCCGCACGACCGACGUCCCGCUCGAGGGGAAACUCGUCGGAUACGGCGUACACGAUGUCCCAGGCCACGGCGAGUGUCUCGUCACGGAGUGGAGUACCCCUGUGCGCGGCGUGAGCGCCAAGAGCGCGAAGCUGAGCGUUGUGCCGAUCGAGCUCCUUGCGGGAAUCAUGAAAGGUGAUGCGGAACACUCGGAGCGGGAUGGCGAGGUACCCGCUGCGCGACCGUGGGACAAGCAGCAGCUCGAGAAGACGAUCCAGUGGACCGACUACGAGGCGUUCAAGAAGGACGACCAGGCGCUCCUCCAGACGCUCGACUCGCUCAUCCGCGACGGGAUCGUCUUCCUCCGCAACGUCCCGACAGAUGCGAAGGAGGGGCACCAUACUGAGCUGCGCAACCUUGUCGAGCGGAUUGGGAGUUUGAGAAGGACGUGGUACGGCGACUUGUGGGACGUCAAGGCUGUCGAGGGAAGCCUCAACAUCGCCUACACGAACCUCGACCUCGGCCUGCACAUGGACCUCACCCACUUCGACAAUCCCCCUCGCUACCAAUUCCUCCACUCCCUUCAGAACACGCACAUCCGCGGCGGCCUCUCCUACUUUGUCGACACCUACGCGCUCGCUUCUCACCUCUCCACCCACUCGCCCUCCUCCUUCCAAACCCUCUGCGCCGAACCAGUCCGAUUCGAAUACAAGAACGGUCCGCACCAUACAAAGUUUGUCCGACCGACGUUCGAGUUGAGGCAGGGCUCGACGCAUGCGUUGCAUGCGGUCAACUAUUCGCCGCCGUUCCAAGGGCCUCUGCCGCUCGAGCGCCUCGCGAACACGAAAGACGGAUCGGGACGCGAAUCAGACGACGCAGACCGACUGGCCGACUUGCAUUCCGCGCUGUCGGAGUUUGCGAGCUUGUGCGACGAUGCAGGAGGGAAGUGGAGGUUUGAACACCAGCUUGAGCCGGGCGAGUGUGUCGUGUUUGAUAACAGGCGGGUGUUGCAUGCUCGGACGGCGUUCGAGUUCCUUGAGGGCAAGGAAGGGGGAGAGGGAGGGAGGUGGUUGAAGGGCGCGUAUAUGGACGGGGACGAGGUGCUCAGUAAGUGGAGGGUGUUGAAGGCGAAGCAGCACGAGGAUGUCGCGAAGAAGGGGAGGACGUUGUUCACCUGA
Rhodotorula toruloides NP11 is the source of this 1527-nucleotide messenger RNA. Its product is annotated as gamma-butyrobetaine dioxygenase, autophagy-related protein 8. Gene Ontology annotation, molecular function: oxidoreductase activity. The transcript has 2 exons. Gene Ontology annotation, biological process: carnitine biosynthetic process. Gene Ontology annotation, cellular component: mitochondrion. NCBI's taxonomy places the organism in Eukaryota, Fungi, Basidiomycota, Microbotryomycetes, Sporidiobolales, Sporidiobolaceae. Bases 1 to 1527 code for a protein of 508 amino acids. The record is from RefSeq and is a predicted model, not a curated record.